Molecule: messenger RNA, 2260 nt
Organism: Polypterus senegalus (gray bichir)
Lineage: Eukaryota; Metazoa; Chordata; Cladistia; Polypteriformes; Polypteridae
Product: tyrosine-protein phosphatase non-receptor type substrate 1-like
Exons: 8
Coding region: 79-1365 (428 amino acids)
Biological process (GO): cellular response to lipopolysaccharide; immune response; positive regulation of T cell proliferation
Cellular component (GO): external side of plasma membrane
Source: RefSeq, a predicted model, not a curated record
UUUACGUAAAACAGGAGACACACGAUGUAAACAAGCUCCAUAUUAGCGCAUAUUUAGCGAUGUCUCUUCUAAAGAAGGAUGAAAUAUCUCACGUUGAUAUUUAUAAUUCCAGUUGUGCUGGGUGAAUUCCAUGUAUUUGCUCCAUACCAGGAAGUCAAAGCAGCCGCCCAGUCAACCGCGCUGUUGCCUUGCUUCUUCACUGUGGCAGAGAGUAAAAAUGGACUUAGGUUUGUUAUUAUAAUAUGGAAACACAAAGGCACCGAGUUAAUACAAUACAUGGACAGCAUUGUGAAAAAAUCCAGCCGGACAACAUUGCUGGAAAGUGAGCUACAGAAAGGAAAUGCCUCCUUGGUUAUCAGGAAUGUAGUUUUUGAAGAUGAAGGAGAUUAUGAAUGUGAAGUAACUGAGGCACCAAAUUCAGAAACUAGGAGAAUAUAUCUUCAUGUGACAGUUGCUCCUAACAUCUCAUUAAAGCCACCGUUAGUUGUGGUGGAUCAAAACAACUCACUGGAGUGCCGGGCAGAGGGUUUCUACCCUGGAGUUGUCUCUAUUGAGUGGCUCAGAGACUCCCAGCCCCUUUCAUCCCAGGGCCCUGUAGAGAUUCAGAAUAACCCUGAUGGCAGCUUCACGGCAUCAAACAGUUACACGUUUACACCAACUGUGAGUGAAAUCGGUGGAGUUUUUUCCUGUCUUGUGCAACACUCGUCUCUAAAUGGGGGAAAGGAGGAGAUUCGACUUCACAUCUGCAAGCCUACCUUGACGAUUUCACCCAGAAUCCUAAAGAAAGGGGAGACAAAGGUGUACUGCAAGCUGGAUGGCUGCCUAUUUAGUAAAGUUACUAUGAGAUGGUUGAAAAACGGGUACACGUCUCAUGUUUUAACAUGUGAGGAGAGAAGAGAGUGUAUAAGCAGCACUGACGUCAUCCUGAGUAUACCAAGGAAAGAGUGGGAGGAAGUCUCAUGUGAGGCUGAUUUGGAUGGAAUCAACAAGCCACUCACAGAACAUGCCACGGUGACACUUGAAGGUGUACCAGAGAAGACGGCUUUAGGUGUGGCCCUAAUAGUAGGAUUUAUUGCAGGUUUUAUACUUCUUACCUUAAUUUGUGUUGCCUUUGUGCUAUACAAGGUGUGUAAGAAAUUCCAAAAGCUCUGCUGUUUCUACGAAGGGCAAUGCUAUGUAAAAAAGCAGACAUGGAGGACCAAAAGGAAAAGAAAGCGCAGUUCUCUUACAGAUGGGGCCAACAUGAAGAAUAAGUUGAAACUCAGUAUUUUUGGAGAGACUACAGAAAUACUAAAGAGACAACAACAAUACCAAAUGGAAGAAGCCAACAGUCAUGAUGUCAGAUUCAUUGAAACCCCUACAUGAAGUUCAUAGCUGAAACUGAGAAGUUCAUUCCAGAUGGAAACUCCGUAUCACUCAUCUACACAGAAUACAGUGGGAGUAUGAAGUCAACAGGCCAGUCAUGUAACUAAAGCAGAUGCUUUACCAUCAUUUAAAGUAUGGCUGAAGAUGACAUUGGGUCAGUUUAGCCGAUUAACCUAGUAAAGUAGUCAAGGUCUGAGUGGUGUCUUCUGAAUUGGAAAAUUAAUUUUUUUAUGCAAUGUAAUAAUUUCCUUUUCAGUAUUUGGUCUAAAAUCCCUACUGGACAUUUUGCAGCAAUUAUUAUAUAUUAGUCUUCACAUUAUUGUUUGACAAGCUUGAAGAACAUUUGAACACAGUGUUAAUGAACACGCCAGAAAGAGCGAGUGAUCAAAUAGAAAUGAAAAGCACAAAAAUGGUGUUGACAAAAGUCAGAUGUCAAGUUGAGAUUAGAAGAGCAGAAGAUCAAAUCCAAAUUGAUUGUCAUAUCAAAACGACAAACCAGAAUCAAAGUCAAAAGCCUAAAAACACUAACUGCUCUUUUUCUCUUAAGCCACAGUAAAAGACCCAAUGAGCAAAUAAAAUGCUACUGUGCACCAUCAAUUUAUAAGGGCAGAUUACAAUGAAACAACACAUUCUGUGAUCUUCAAGUCACCAUUUAUAGUAACCAUAAAUGAGAAUAGGGAAGCAUAUUAAUGAAUAAGUAACAAAGAAAUAAAUAAAUCUAUACAAACUUAUAAAACGCAGACAUAUAAUUAGUAGAAGGGUAGCAUCCUUAUAUCCCAGGGGUCUCCAACACGUCGCUUGCGAGCUACCUGUAGCUCGCCACCCCUUUCCAAGUAGCUCGCCAAAGCGUUAAUGAAUCGUACAUAAAUUUGAAAACUUGAUUAGUUAAAUUAGG